Molecule: messenger RNA, 7515 nt
Organism: Physella acuta
Lineage: Eukaryota; Metazoa; Mollusca; Gastropoda; Physidae
Product: mucin-17-like
Source: RefSeq, a predicted model, not a curated record
UUGAAUAGACCCCGAGCGCGUUGUAACUUCCGCAAAUUUAUAUCAACAAAAUACGUGUUUAAUUAUUAUGCAAUAAUUUGAUCUAUUCUUUUAUGCAAAUUUACGUACUGAGCAUAUUUCACCUACUGAUGAACAGACAUUUGUUUAGAUUUGUCCCUGUAAGUUAGAAAUGAAACUUCCAUCAUGAGUGGCUAAGGCUGUUUGACAUCCACCAAACAAGAACCAGCAGAUGGUGACAAGAUGGCUGAGUCACAAGUCCAAGAUUCUGGCGUCACCAGUUCCAAAGGUGGUAAAAACGACAAUGUAGUUCUUGUCGUAAGAAACGGUGACGUCUCCAAAGUGUUUAACCUCUCCUCACAGAACUACAGCCAGCUAACCAGCCUGUCCACAUCAACCACCACAUCGUCACCUGUCUUGUCCGUUGAUGGGAAGCAACUCUCAACCAAGCAGCAAAUUAAAACAGUGAAGCUGAUUUCACCAAAUGCACCGUACUCCUUACUUAGACCACAGUUCAUAAAACCAACACCUAACAAAAGCACCUUAGCGACCGUCAGUCUGAACUCUUCUAAAGAUUCUACUGAUAAAUUGAAAACAUUGGCGUUGAUUGCUCCUAAGACAACAUCUACUGAUUCAGCCAUAAAAGCCACACUAACAUCCUCAGCGGGUGCCAAGCCAAUACAGUGUUUCAUACUUCCUGGGAACUCUUCAGAUUCACCUCAAGCUGUUAUUCCCAAUGUUGCCAGAGACUCACAAAAAAAAGGAGCAAGGAAUUUAUUGAACCGGCAAAUUAAAGUAAUCAAAGCCAGAAAAGAUAAAGCUAAGCCAAGCUCCACUCAAGAAGGUAGUGAAGAUAAUCCAAUUGUUCUUGUAGAGAAUGAACCAGAAGCUUUAGAUAAUGGCUCUGAUAAAAACAAAAUAGAUUUGCCUCAGGACAGUCCAUGUUCUACAACUGAGCCAGCUGUCUCCACCAAGGUUGUUGAGGAGGGGGUGGAAGCCUGCAAACAAACCACGCUUAAAAAUAAUCAAACUUUAACCAAAAUCAAGUCUAUGCUGGAUUUAAAAGCCUCACACCCUGACCAGGACCCGGUCAGCUCUCCUGUUGAUUCUAAUGAUAAACAAAACACCAGUAGGAGGUGUAGCACCUCCAAAGCUUCAGCUUACCCUAGGCUUCUAGCAGCCAUGACUAAAGAACCUGUCAGCAUUCUACCCAAAGAUCAGCUGAUCCCUACGCCAAAACCUGAAGCUGGUCCGGCCAAAUUUGUGACCAUCACAACCACAGCUUCAUCUGUGUUGAAUUCAAUAUCCACAGCCAUCACAGAUGUGAAUACCAAAGCUGCGCUUUUGACCUCCACCAACACGCAUCAGGUCAACCAAUCCCCUAUCAUGAUGGUUAAUGUACAGAAGGACAGGAAAAAGUCUAGAAAACCAGCCAACCCAGCGACCAAUGUGCCGAAAAAAUUAUUUUUUAUUCCGCCGGAUAAAUUAAUUCUUCCUCAGGGAUAUAACAAAAGCAAUGGCAAGUUUUACUUCACACUUCCCUCUGGGAAUGUAAGCACCACAGGUCAGUUAGCCUCAUCACUCCUACCCUCAGUUGCUCCUAACGUGCCCAAAGGAUCCCCUGUUGUUGUCAAGGCUUGCCUGUACUCAGACAGCUUGAAUAAACAAAGGGAGGCUACUCUAGUCACUCCAGCUGUGAAUCCGCCAUUCAGUCCUCAAAACUUAACACCUGUCAGCAAAAACACAGGUGCAACCCCCGUCCUAACAUCCGGCUCCCUGGCUGUUCCAGAGAGCUCAGCAGGAACUGUAAAUAAAGAUGCGCAGGUGAACAAAAAUCUUCUAACCCCAUAUGUGUCUUCAGUGGCUAAAACACAAGCUACCACUACUUCAACAAGCAGAUUAUCAGAUGUAAAAAUAGUGAGCUCAGAUUCGUGCAAGUCUGUGGAACCUUUAGUUCCUACUGUAGUACAUACGGGUAGGACUCCUACACCAUCAUCAGGACUUGGCUUACCUGUGCUGCUAGAAAAAAGCAAGAAUCCCCCAAAGCUUGUCAAUUCUCCACAACAAAAUACUACUCUGCAGCCAGAAAAAAAUGACAAAUCCCAAAAUCUGAACAACCCUGCAACUCCGGCUCCUAAAAUCCAGCAACAGAAGACGUUUCUCCAACCUAACCAGACCUUCUUCCUGCCCACACCCCAGGCCGGACUUCAUUCAUCUCCUCGCCUACCCGGGAAGCAGUUUGUGAUGUUGAUUCCACCUGCCAAUAGAACCAAUACUCCUAGACCUGCUGCCACUCAACCUGUAACACUGCAGCUGUCUACCUCCAUGCCAGUCAGGUUCAUCAAGAACGUCUCAGUGCCAACCGCGGGUAUUUUUCAAUUUCAAGCCCUUUCCGCAAUGGGAAAUAAUGUUACUCGCUAUGUUAUCCGGCCGCCCGCCGCAAAAACUUCAUCAAUCAAUUCAAACAAUAAUGCUAUCAGUCCUCAAAUUCUUACCACCAACCUUUCAACACCAGAACUGAACCAAAGUGUAGAUUCAUUAAAUAGUCAAAUUGUGAGUACGUCAAAUGAAUCAGUCUCAGUAAAUUCAUCAGAGACUCUGUUGGAACAAAACCCAACUAGAAGAUCAGCCAAGAGGAAAAGAAACAGUAAGACUGGUCCCAAGGCAAAACACCCGGGGAGAAAACCAAGUGUGUACACUACCUCAUUGUUGACAGGCCAGGGUCCCAUACCUGUGCAGGUCAUUAACCCGGGCUCGGAUGAUGACUCCGACUCAUCCGAUGAGGCACUGCCGCCCUACCAAAGUCAGCCAUCACCGCCAUAUGACGUUCACAACUCUGACAGUGAAACUGAGGUAUACGAAGACCCUGGUUUGGCUAAGGGAGUCGGAUUGUUCACCCCCACCUUGCUGAAUGUACCCAACUCAGUGGAUGAGUCGAGGAAAACGUUAACACUUGCUAACACUUCACUGAACCAGGUGUUAACACUUCCUAGCACUUCACUGAACCAGGUGUUAACACUUCCUAGUACUUCACUGAACCAAGUGUUAACACUUCCUAGCACUUCACUGAACCAGGUGUUAACACUUGUGAAUCCACUAAUGAGCUUGCCCCACGUCAACAAACCACCACAGAAAUUUAUCCUCACACAAUCAACUGCAAGUCCUAAAAUCACAUCUGUGUUAAGACAAGCGUUAAAUCCUGACAUAGUAGCCAGUCAAGCACAAAAUCCUGUACCAGGUGGUAAAGAGAACGCUGACGUUAACACAAGUUUAAAAGACAAACCCAAUGAAGAUUGCCAGUUAAAAAUUGCCUCCGUUUUCUCACUAAAUACUGAAAAACCAAUUGACCAAUCAGUGGAUGACGCAGAAUGUGUCAGCGACUAUGAAAGUGAUGAAACUCAUGUGUUCAAUCUCCGCCAUUACUCAUACUGGAAGGAUGCUGUAGUUCCUUGCUUUGUGGUGCUGGAGAGGUUAGCCAGCACCGACACCGAGACUGGAGCCCAAUCCCAGUGCAGCAGUCACUGCCGGAAUAGAACCCUCGACUACCUCUGUAAUCUUAACCUAUUAAACUGCAUCAACCAUCCGGAUGUUUCACAGUUCUUAAAACCGGCUAAAAUUAAACAUUUUAAACGGAAGAUUACCCAGGCUGUAUCUGUUAAAAGUGUCAAGGAAGCUGAAUCAAAUAUACCUAACACUGAAAAGUCACUAAACGCUGAAGUUCUUAUUACUCAGCCUCCAAUACAAAAUGUCUUGUGUACGGAAGAUCUGAGACAAGAGUUUAAUGGAGAUAAAUGCUCAACUCAAACCCCAGAGGAUUUAAUUAUUCAAGAGAAUAAUGAGAAAAUAUCUCUUCACCAAGAAACAAUAGAAACAAGCCCCAGCAGUAAAGAAUCAACAACAAAACUCUCAACUAGCCCUAAACAAGCAUUCAAACCUUCUUGCACAGAAAGCUCCAAACCUCCUGAUGCCUCAGGUCAAGAGAAGCCUUUUUACCUGCUGGUUAAUGUUAAAUCUCUGUUACCUAAAGUGGGGACAUCUGGGAAAAAGUUGACCACUCCAAAAGUUCAGGCUCAAACCUCUUCUGUAGUAGCCUCUACAAAACCUGAAACCUCCCAGACUAAAUCAGUUCCUAAAGACUCUCCUGAAGAAGUUAUACAGAUAUUUGACUCGCCUGUAAAAAGUGUUUCUCCCUGUGAUACUCCUAAACAACUUGAUCAUGAUCACAGGUCCAUCCUACCAAAUCUUGAAACGCCUAAACAAACUUCAGACCUGAACACACUUCAUGUACCUGCUCAUAACUCCAGUCAUGAUCAGGUGAUGAAGACAACUGAAAUCUCUUUAGAAGCUUCUAUAACAACACCUGCUCCUAUUGUUGAAGACACAGCAAUAUCCAACUCAUCAUUAAAGCAUGCUCUCACAAGCGUUGCAGAUUCUCCUAAAAGAGACACAGGUCACAACCUUAGAACACCAACUGCAGACAGUGAAAAACAUGCCACUUCUAAAAAGAGUCCUGAUGCCUCCACCACAGUCAGGUCAAGCAGGCAGGGUUCAAACAAAGAGGGAGAGUUCAGAAAGCGUAUGAUAAUGUUAAGAAGGCAAGUGGAUAGAAAACGGCAACAAAUGAUCAGAAACAAGAAGAAGAAACAAAUUAAAAAAACAUUGAAGGAUAAAGUUGAUGAGCUUCAUCAAAAGAGAUUAUCUGGGUCCGGCGGAGAUGCUGAUUCUACCCCAUUAGAAUAUAUGUCAGUUACAGAGAAACUUCGACGGCUGCAGGAGAAAAUGAACAGUGACUCACCAGACAUGCAGCUGUUACAACUACAUGAAAAUAAACCAGCACGUGUGUCCAGCAAGAAGACAGCAAGAAAAUCCACAAACUCUACUCCCAGUAGAAGACAAAAAGUAACAACACAACCUGAAGGUACUGUGAAAGGUGUUUCUUUUACAGGUAAUUUGAUUUCGCAAAAAAUGCUUCGUCUUUCAUUAGCUGAAAAACUGCAAAAACUCCUUGAGAAGAAUGACGGCUCUGCAAUGCCUUUUACAAUGGAGGCGGCACAAAUUGAAAAUGAAACAGUGGCCAGUACAAAUAACCAAGCUGUUGAAGUCACUGGACCAACGUCAACUCUAGCAGUUGACACAGACAGUAAGACUACACCAGCUGUAAACAGCCUUGCAUCUCCAACCUCAGCAAGCAAUGUCCAGUCGAGCAGGUCACCACAGGGCAGCAAACCAGGAAGCAGUGCCUUGUUACAGCAGCUUCAAGGGGAGGGACAAACAGAAGGCAGCACUGACCCCAACCUGCAGAACUUCCCUGUACAGAAAGUGGAAUCUGAGCUCAAAUCUCUGGCCAAAUAUUUAGUCACUACGGGCAAGGCAGCCUCUCUAGAUGGGAAGAAAGUCUUCCUUCUCAAGAUUGGCAACCAGUGUGUUCUUGUUAAAGCUCCAAAUAUUUCAUCCCUAUUAGAUGGGCAGAAUGCAGUAACUAAAGCAGUUAACACUCCAGGUUUACUUGCCAGAGGUAACGACCCAAGUAUGGCACAAAAGGCUUUUAGGGUGACCCUAACUGACGGGGUCAUAUCCAAAAUCUCAUCCAUACCUGGGAGUGAGAUGAAUCCUGUUACUCCCUCCACAAGCCCAGGUGUCUCAAUACUGCCCAAACCGCCUCAAAUUUUUUCAGUGGUCCCGUCAAACUGGGUCCCCAUUUUGCCCAAGCCUAAACAGGAUGCGCUGCCGGUGAAGGAUACAGUGGUCAAACAGGUCCUGCCCCAGUCUAGACGUAGUGUAUCACUGCUAGCCCACAACAAGAGGAAGAAGGAAAUCAAGACUGGCGCACCAGAUGCUUCUUCGCCUACAACCUCACCUGCACAGUGUAGCAUGGAAAAAACACCACCCAGCACACAUACCAGCCCCACCCCCAGCACACUGACCAGCCCAUCUCCGUUACACAAAAGCUCAAGCUUGCAACCCAAUAUCCAAAUGUUACAACAUAGCAAUUCACCCCUUUUAAAAAGCAGCUUGCUACAAAACAGCACAUUUUCACCACAAAACAGCACUGCAUCACCACAAAGCAGCACCGCUUCACCACAAAACAGCACUAUUCUCCAGCCGCAGAACAAAAGAAAACCAACCUUAACACCAGAGGCAUUAAAAGCAAAGAGAGCCAGACUGGAAGCCAAGUACCCGCUCCCCCCUGGUGUUGUGAUCAAAUCUGAGCCUGACGACUCUGAGUACAUCAUAGAUGCCAACUGGCUGGUCACCUCAGAGAUAUCCACAUCAUGUCCUCAACCAUCUUACCAAGAGUCAUCUGACAUUUUUGUUGACGAAGAGAAUUCUGAUGAAUUCAGUUCUUCAUCAAACCGCACCCAAACACAAAUAAAAGCAGAAGAUAUUCAAGACAGUGCGAUGGACACAGCACCUGUGGAUGACACAAUGGACACAACACCUGUGGAUAAUGUGAUGGACACAACACCUGUGGAUAAUGUGAUGGACACAACGCCUGUGGAUAAUGCGAUGGACACAACACCUGUGGAUAAUGCGAUGGACACAACACCCAUGGAUGAAGUAUCUGAUGAUCCCCCGCCUCUAGUCGAUGAAUACACUACCACAGUAACUGACCCCCAGCAAGUUACCAAUAAUGACAGCAACAAUUAUGACGAAUUACCUCCCAUGCUACAACCCAUGUUCAACGCACCUGACGAAUCACCCACAGAAGAUAAAGACACAGAACACCAAGUUAAAAGAUCCUCAAGAGCAAGAGCUUGUCGAAACAAAAAACCAAGCCAGGCUAGUGAUGUAUCUGAUGGUGAGUUGGUGACACCUGCGUCAUCCAGUACCAGCCUGGUCAGUGCCACCAGCGCGGACAGUGGCUGCCCUACAGACCUGGCCUCCCCCUCUACUUCCAGCACUUCAGUGGCCACCGAGAGGAUGGCCAUCCCUGUCUAUAAAAACAGUAAAAUUGAACGCCUGAAGCAGCUUUUGAAAAAGAAAGAGAUGGAAAUAGAGAACAUAAAGAAACUGAGAUCAGAGACCCCUGCGUUGGAUCUCAACAAUGUUUAGCUGGUUGUUGUGACUUGUCUAUCUUCGUUAAACCAUCUAAAUAAGUCCUCAUAAGUGUAAUAGUUCUAAUGUUCUCUGUUUUAAGAGGAUUUAUACUUUCUAAACCAGCAAUAGAAAAAUAAAAUGACUGGCUUUGAAUACACCACCUCAUGUACAGAAUAAUCUUUUAUAUUAUUUUAUCCUAACAAUUCUACUGUUAAAUACACCAUUUGCUCAGCUUCAACUUGCAGUACAUACACAUUAUGUUGAUGUAACUCCCAUUUUAAAAAAAAAUUUCUACUUUGUUUUAACUAGAAAUUUGAAGAAAUCAAAAGCAAUGGCCAUGUUUACUAUGUUUAUAAAAUACUAUGACUCGAAAGAAUUUUUGUACAUUUAAAAAGUUUUUUGUUGCUGUAAUAUUCUUUUAACUAUUGAAUUGUGCAUUUAUUUUCAUUGUUAUACCUCAUUCAUGUAAAUAAUUUUUUU